Acanthochromis polyacanthus (spiny chromis) is the source of this 4369-nucleotide messenger RNA. It is a transcript of the gene nod1, whose product is annotated as nucleotide-binding oligomerization domain containing 1. Gene Ontology annotation, molecular function: protein binding. The record is from RefSeq and is a predicted model, not a curated record. The transcript is spliced from 12 exons. Gene Ontology annotation, biological process: regulation of apoptotic process. Lineage: Eukaryota; Metazoa; Chordata; Actinopteri; Pomacentridae. The coding region runs from base 3 to 3017 and encodes 1004 amino acids.
AAAUGACGCCCAUUAUGGCAAGCCAUAAGAACUCUACUUUCACUUCCUCCAGCUGCAGCACAGAUGUAGUUACAAACAGCACUCUAGUGGUACCCGUGACUAGUGCCUGGAGCUGGUUCCUUCUGAAAGUAAACUGUUUACAGCAUUUUGGCGUGGAAGCAGUACUACGAUGUGACUGUUGUGUGAUAAAUAUGGUUCAGAUGGAAGAAGCCAAAGUGUCGUGCCUUAGCCUUCUCACCUACCACAGAGAGCUGCUGGUGUCCAGGCUGAGGAGCAUUCAGUGCAUCCUCGACAACCUGUUGGCAGGUGGCUUCCUCUGUGAAGAGGAUGUUGAGAUUGUUCAGCGAACUGUCACUAAGACAGAUCAGGUGCGCAAAAUCUUGGAGCUAGUGCAAUGCAAGGGGGAGGAGGCCUGUGAAUACUUCAUUUUCAUCAUAUAUAAUGUCCACGAUGCGUACAUAGACCUCCAGCCAUGGCUGAAAGAGAUCAAUUACCAACCAAGCAAAGAAGUUACAGUGAUGAAAGUGGUUAACACUGAUCCCAUCAGCAGGUACUGUGCGAAGUUGAGACAUGACAUGAACCGGGACACCAGCUUCAUCAUGUCGUAUGGCCAGAAAGAGGAGACCCGGCUGGAAGACCUUUACACUGACACUGUGAUGGAAGUGUUGAACAACUGCAAUGAAAGUCUGGGUUUCUUAGAGAGCCUGGACCAGCUCCUGGGAGACAACUCAGUUUUCAAUCCCCAAGGUGAAAUCAUCUAUGUAAUGGGGGAUGCUGGUGUGGGAAAAUCCAUCCUUCUGCAGAAGCUUCAGAACCUCUGGUCCCAGAAGGAGCUGCAGACAGAUACAAUCUUUUUCUUCAAGUUUCGCUGUAGGAUGUUCAGCCUCUUCAAGGAUACAGACCAGAUCUCCCUCAGAGAUCUGUUGUUCAAGCACAGCUGCUACCCAGACCAUGAUCCAGACAAUGAAAUCUUUGAUUACAUCCUGCGCUUCCCUGAAAAGGUUGUAUUUACCUUUGAUGGCUAUGAUGAGAUUCAGGAGCAUGUCGACUUGAUGAAUGUUCCUGAGGUGGUGUCACCAGAAGACAAGGCAAGCCCCCUCCAGCUGCUCAUCAGCUUGCUCUGUGGAAAACUACUCAAGGGCUCAAAGAAGGUGCUGACAGCCCGAACAGGGAUUGAGAUCCAAAGUACAGUGAUCCGAAAGAAGGUCAUGCUGCGUGGCUUCUCUCCAGCUCACCUAAAGGUUUACAUAGAUCUGCACUUUAAGGAGCAGGAGCAUAGAGACCUGGUGUCAGUUCAGCUGAAUGCUAGUCCCUACCUCUGUGGCCUGUGCUCCACCCCGCUGUUCUGUUGGAUUGUAUUCAAGAGCUUUAGGCACCUACAUACAAUGCAUGAUAGUUUUCAUCUGCCUGACACCUGCGUCACACUCACUAAUAUCUUUCUCCUGCUGUCUGAGGUGUUCCUCAGUCGCUUAGCCUCACCUGCACCAUCUUUGCUGAAGAAAAGCACUCGCUGCACCUCAGAGACAUUCACAGCAGGGCUCAGGCCCCUUGCUGCGUUUGCCAAGCUAGCACUACAGAGUAUGGAGAGAGGUAGCUUCAUUUGCAACCAAGAGGAGAUCAGUGCUUGUGGUCUGACAGAAGAGGACCUGCCCCUGGGCUUUCUUAGACCUGUUAGUGAGAUUGAUGCCAAUGGAAGCCCUGCUACGUUUGAAUUCCUCCACGUCACCCUCCAGUCUUUCUUGGCAGCAUUUGCUCUUGUGUUGGAUGAGCAGGCUGCUCCCAGCUCUAUCCUUAAGUUCUUCACCGAGUGCAGCAGGAAAAGGCAACAGUUCUGUCUGCCUGUUGAUUUCUGUAUCAGUAGCUCCUCAAGGUCCAGUGAAAAGAAGCCGUUUGCACCUAAUGAGCACCUUCAGUUCACAAAUCUGUUUUUGUGCGGGUUGCUGUCCAAGAUUAACACAGGCCUGAUGGGACAUCUGCUAUCUCCUGUUUUAUUAAGGAAAAAACAGGCCUUGCUGAAGUCUUACCUGUCUACCAGUGUCAGGUCCCACCUGCAGGGUUUACCCCACCACAGUGCUAGUGAUGGCAAGGUAGUUCAUGUUUUGAGCAACUUCCUUUGGAUGCUGAGGUGCAUCUUUGAGACGGGGAGCAAAGACAUUGCUCAGAUGACAGCGAAGGGCAUCACAGCUGAAUUUAUCAAGCUGGGUUACUGUAACAUCUACUCAGGUGACUGCACUGCCCUGAACUUUGUACUACAGCAUCGUAAGAAACUCCUGGGGGUCGACAUGGACAACAACAACAUCAGUGACUAUGGAGUGAUGCAACUCAAGCCGUCCUUUUGCAAGAUGACAGUAGUGAGAUUGUGCGUCAAUCACCUGUCAGACAGCAGCAUUGAGAUCCUUGCAGAGGAGCUGUGCAAACACAAAGUUGUGAAAACUUUGGGGCUUUACAAUAAUCACAUCACAGAUGCUGGAGCCAAGCUGGUUGCUCAGAUAAUUGAGGAAUGCCCAAAGCUGCGUAAUGUCAAGAUUGGCAAUAACAAGAUCACUAGUGUUGGUGGGAGGUAUCUGGCCAAUGCAAUCCAGAAGAGCACUUCGAUAUUUGAUGUGGGGAUGUGGGGGAACAGUAUCGGUGAUGAGGGAGCCGAAGAUUUUGCUCAGGCUUUGAGGAACCACCCAAGCCUUACCAACCUCAGUUUGUCAGCCAAUGGUAUCACAUCUAAAGGCGGGAAGUGUCUGGCAGAAGCGCUGAAAGAAAACAAGGUCCUCCGGAUAUUCUGGUUGGUGCAGAAUGAGUUGACUGACGUUUCAGCUCCACACUUUGCAGAACUGAUCAAAGCAAACACUGGUUUAAGCCACCUCUGGUUAAUCGGCAACCAGUUCACUGUGGAUGGAAUGAGACACCUCGCUGAGGCACUGACUCACAACACGGAACUCAAAGAGAUAUGCGCGAAAGGAAACCAGCUCUCUGAAGAGGAAGAGAAAGAAUUUCAAUCGGAGAAACGUCUGCGGUUCCACUGACUGGGCAUGCGAGUCGGACAUGCACGUGCUGUCAUAUCUGUAUCUUAGAAAACAUGGAGUGUGUGUUUACUGUGUGUAUGCAAAGUGUUAGCAGUAGCACACUGAUUUCCUCUGAUGUUACACUUUCUGCUUUUACCUAAUACUGUGGGUGUGUAAUUCUGUCGAUUGUGCACUUGUUAACCCUUGUUAACCCUUUCUGAUUUUUUGCUCUGUACCGAAUGUAUUUCCUGUUUCAUGUCGGGGAAGUUUACUUUGAAAUUUUGUAAUAUUGUCACAGAUGAAAAAAGGAAGUGAAAAUGGUAAUGACUGUGCUGACUUCCUUCCAUGCAUAUUUUGUUUUAUAUUAUUACAUACAAACAAUAUGUACUGUACGGAACUAUUUAUUAUUAGACUGUUACCCAAGAUGCUGUCAGUUUCCCACAUACAGUAUACGAUAAAAGUAAUCGCUCAUCCGUGCAAUAUCACUUAAAUUUCAAAUGAUUUAAAAUUCUAUCACCAUGUCAAUAUUUGCAUUAGUUAAGCAGUAGGGUAUUUUUUUCAAAACUAACAGUUUAUAUUUACUACACUGAAAGUGCAGGACCCGCAGAAAAAUAGUUCCAACAAAAUUCAGCAGAACUCUAUUGUUUUCUUUACUGCAUUUUUUUCAACCAAUUUAUCUUCACCAUCAUCUGGCCAAAGAAUGUGCUCUCAAUAUUCAUCAGACUUGAGCAAAGAGCAAAUGCUGUUUUGUUGGGAUGACAUCUUUAGAGCUUCAUGUUAUCCAAUAUCAGAGGUAGAUUGUGAAAGCAGUGUCUUUAUUUUUGGAGGAUCGUCACUUUUUUAAUCACUAUGCCAUAUUCCAGAGCUUCUCAUUACUGCUGCAACUGUGGUUUGAUUGAUUUUGAACUGUCCACCAACCUUCCUGUAAUCUUUUCUAUCUUUGUGAAGCCACAAGUCGGAUAUUUUUAAAUUCCUCUGGCAUUUCUUUUCCAUGUUGAGCCAUGAUUCAGCUAUGCAGAUGGACACAGGCAAUAGACCCAAACCUCGUGUUCACAGAUCAUGAUUUAACAAUGAGCAAGCAGUCAGGCUGACUGGAAAUCACAAAUUCACACCAUUUUAUUUCAGUGAUCACAGUUAGUCACUUUUAUUUCAUUGAGUUUAUAGUUUGGGCUCAAUAGUUUCAGUAUGGUUUUUAGAAAGCAAGUGUUUGAAUAUUUAUAUGACAAAAUACUUGUCAGCUUAGAGAUAAUGCAUUUAUUGAGAACCAUUUCACAUUUAAGUGACUUUUCACAGGAGCUGGUUCUCACAUCAGCUGUAUACUAUUCAUGGAAUGUUUCUGGUUCACGUCAGCUGGAAUAGGGGAAACAAAGGAA